GCACUCGAUCGGCUUUUGCUUGGCUCGAUUGACUACCGUUUAUUUUUAUCUACUAGUGAUAUCUAUCUAUCUACUCCGUAUCCGGUUUUGUCUUACGGCCGCCCCUGACCUGUUGUGUUCUCCGGUAGUUUCAUCCGCCAAACUCCGUCCACGUCGCACAGGAGAUUGGACUGCGCCGACACUUGGGAUCUGUUCUUUUCUUUUUCUACUCAAUUUCCCGCAUUUUCGGCCUGUCGGCUGGUUGACUGCACAAUGUAUCUUGUCUCUCUCGUUCUUGAAUAUGGAGCGCCGUUUUUUCUGAUUACCUCCCCCGUGACCUCCUAUGCCGACCAGAUUCUCAGCAUUCAUCGGACUAGGAGUUCCGCCGGCUUCUCUCUAGAUAUUCCUCUCAUCAUGCUGGUCGCAUCAAUCUUGAAGGUAUUCUUCUGGUUUGGCGACAACUAUUCACUUGCACUGCUGGUGCAGGCGGUCAUCAUGAUCGGGGUGCAAAUGGUAAUGCUCAAGGUUGCGCUGGAUAAUCGGCCGGCACCCGGUGUGAAAAACAGCCUCGAGCACGUCCCGUUCAGCAGUACUAGUAAUACCAGCGGGUUUACCAGGCCCUACGACUUCUGGCAGUGGAAGAGCGCGAAACCGUAUUGGAUGUUUCUGGCCUACUUCCUCUCCGCACUCUCAUUUAUCCAGAUCUGCCUGCCCCCAAUCGCCCAAUCGGAGUUAUACAUUAACUGUCUCGGGUAUAUUGGGCUGACAGUAGAGGCUACGCUGCCUUUGCCUCAGAUUCUUGCUAACCAUCAAUCGCGCUCAUGCAAGGGAUUCCGGUUGUCGGUCUUAGCCGCAUGGAUUCUCGGUGAUCUGAUGAAACUGAGUUACUUCUUUUGCAGUCAGGAGAUAAUUCCCUGGGCAUUCCGCUUGUGCGCACUGUUCCAGUGUGUCUGCGAUUUAUACCUCGGGGUGCAGUUUUGGAUGUACACGAAGCCCUCGAUCAGGGCUGCAGGCAGCCUCAGGGAAUCCAAUGGAAAUUGGAACGUCGAGGAGAAAGACAUCCGGAUGACUUGAAUGUGUAACGGCCAUUUGGCGUACCCUGGUGCGUGAUGCAUUGUAAAUACUGGGGAGGGGAUCCUAGCUCUAUAGAGAUUUUGCUUAGACUAAUUGCUAGAAUAAUUUAUUUACCCUUUGAGUUGUGAGAUGUUGGAGAGGAAAGAUUUUUGGAAGUAUU
Aspergillus alliaceus is the source of this 1213-nucleotide messenger RNA. RefSeq names its product PQ-loop repeat-containing protein. The record is from RefSeq and is a predicted model, not a curated record. Gene Ontology annotation, cellular component: endosome; trans-Golgi network. Lineage: Eukaryota; Fungi; Ascomycota; Eurotiomycetes; Eurotiales; Aspergillaceae. Bases 253 to 1053 code for a protein of 266 amino acids. Gene Ontology annotation, biological process: retrograde transport, endosome to Golgi; phospholipid translocation. The transcript has 4 exons.